Molecule: messenger RNA, 1827 nt
Organism: Cloeon dipterum
Lineage: Eukaryota; Metazoa; Arthropoda; Insecta; Ephemeroptera; Baetidae
Gene: mRpS30
Product: mitochondrial ribosomal protein S30
Exons: 5
Coding region: 162-1790 (542 amino acids)
Biological process (GO): translation
Cellular component (GO): mitochondrial large ribosomal subunit; ribosome; mitochondrion
Molecular function (GO): structural constituent of ribosome
Source: RefSeq, a predicted model, not a curated record
ACAACAACGAAUCAGAAAGCAAGUAGUUACGCCCCUUUAUCACAGGAGUAAAAUUUAAAAUUUCCAAUAUGGAGACUUAACGCAAAACGGCUACACCUGACCGGCACGGCAGUCUUGAAGAAAUUGCAUUUCUAUCUGAUUUUUGAAGCAAAGCUCCUAUAAUGAUCCGGUUUCGGAGCAAAGUCUGCUUAUCAGCAGCCCUGCGCCUGCGACCAAUGAGCACCAAUAUACCACAUGAAGAAUACAGCGAUGAACCACAAUACCCACCAAUUAAAGACAUGAGCUGGUGGGGUAAGAAGGUUUCUGAAGCUGAGGCUCAGCAAGAGGAAGUAAAGAAAUUGGGCACCAUCGAGGAAAAGAUAUUAAAAAUUAACAUGCCUCGCUACUAUGGUUGGAAGUGUCACCUCUUCAGAGAGGGUAAAAUCACGUACAAUAAUCUUAACAUGUAUCAGCACAUGACCAGAACGCAUCUGGUCAAUGGCCUUCCAGCAAUUUUCAACACCAAUGAAGUUGAAGAGUCAGCUAAGCAACUUGCUGAAGAAGUAAAAGCAGAUUUUAUCGAGGCCCUUGCAUUUGAAUGGAGUCGUCCUGCUGACCUGGAAGCGAAUGCCAGUCGCUGCGAAGUGGAGAAAGUCAAAACUCAGAGGAUUUUGGAGAGUCUCAACACGAUUAUGAUGAGCCGACUGCGGAGGCAUGUCCCCCAUCUAAGCAGUACUGUCACCGAUUCUCAGCCAAGACUGGAGGCAGCAUGGAGAGUUGGAGGCAUUGAGUUGGAACGGAAAGUUAGAGUAUUCUUCGAGUCCAGAGAAAAUCUAAAGAAAUGGUUGGACUGGCCCAGAGACAGGAGCAUCCAGUACCUCGGAAAUCCAGUUUUGCAUGUGCGCACAAACCAACCUCUUCAGCCCAUCAUAGGAGAUCAAGAAAGUAUGAAUGAGCAACUGGAAGUGCCACAACAUUCCCUGGAUCCGCGAUCUUAUGGAAAUAGUGAUGUCAGACGCUAUAUGACCAAUAUUCCUGGAUUCUGGCCUGGGGAUGAUCAUCGUUUCGGGAUUCUCUCGUUUCUUGGCCGUGAUUAUCAACUCUCGGAAAUAUUCGACACGCGUCCAGAUGAAGAUAGAGUUGAAAUGCUGCACUGCCAAGCAAUUAUGGCUUCCUUUGCUUGGCUCUUUUCUCAAGCAUGUUAUUUGGGAUUUUCCACCUACCAAGAUGUCACCUACCCAUUGGUGUCUCAGACAGUCAUCAGUAAUGGCCAACACUGGUCAUUCUACGCUUACCAGCUGAACACUACCUUGCUGCAUUUUCAAAAUACCGCAAAGAACCCUAAGAGAAACGUCUGCUGGAGUUCUCAACCUAUGAAGUUGUUUGAGUCUAUCGAUAACGGGCACGUGAAAGGUUUAAAUAUGGAUGUUGUGAAAACACUGGUGAAGUUUUAUCUCAACGAACCAAAGGAGAGGAUAGGAGUCAAUCUGACGCCAUAUUUGGACCCUGAAACCCCCAUGGUGUCUAAAAUUGAGGAAGAAGACAAACGUGUCUUUUUGGAGCACCUGUUCAAACAGGUCAGCCUCAACGGCGAGAAGCACAAACCUGAUCCUGAAUACUGGAAUUGGGAGUGGAUCUACAAAAUCAAGAAUAAGUCCCGGCCGCAAGAAGCUCGCAGGCGACCAUUUGAACUGUGGCAAGAUCCGUGGAGGCUUUCCUUCUACGAGCUGCCUAGAAAAUAUGUACCUAAGGCUCGUAGAAAAAAUCCAAAAAGCAACAAAGAAAAGUGGGCAAAGACAUACUACCCUUAAUUGUUGUUUAUUUUAAAUAAAUUAUUUAGUAAAUUCA